Messenger RNA from Symbiodinium sp. CCMP2592, 1881 nucleotides. Lineage: Eukaryota; Dinophyceae; Suessiales; Symbiodiniaceae. The record is from the annotation of a GenBank genome assembly.
AUGCAAGUAAAGGUUGUGCUCCCGAGUGGAGAGGUCAAUGUGCCGGUAGAACCCAACUCCACCCCUGGACACCUGAAGGAAAACCUAAAGUACAGCAUCCGCGCGCCUCCAAAGCAGAUCAAGCUCACUUGCGAAGGUCGCGAGCUUGAUGACAUCAAGCCGCUCGCGGGUGAGCCGAACAAUGUCGCAGACGGUGCUGUGCUGGUCGCGGAGAGACGAGAGGGUGUGGUGGAGGAUGAGUCCUUCUCCCCGAAAUCCUCCCCGCCACCGGCAAUGAUCCGCAAGGAGGAGCCUCCGAAGCCGAAGAAGCCCAAGAAGGAUGUGGUGAGGCCAACUUUGUCUGAGGGAGAUGUCAAGAAAGAGAAGACCCUCUCACCAGGACACCAAGGUUGGGCAGUUAAGUCUGCAUACCUGGAGGCAAAGUCAAAGAAGCGACACAUGGCCUAUCUGAAGAUUGAGAACUGCGAGGAAAAAAAGGCUUACCCAGAGCACGAGGACUUCUCGGUUGUGUUGCCUUUGGGAGAUCCGCAGUGCUCGCCGGUGUGGACGGCGGUCGUGCAGCAGUUGGAGAUCGGCGAGAGAGCUAGCUUCACGCUCUCACGCAAGGUUCUGGACUUCAACCCGGAAAGCCUUGCUCCAGAUGACUUCUGCUCGACAUGGGAGGUGGAGCUGAUCCGUGUGGUGGAAGUUGAGGACGUUGCCGAGGACUUCCAGCAGCUGCUGGAAAUCGAGAGCAGUGGCGGGAAAGAUCGGGCAGAGGACUUGGAUGCUGCGGCUGUGCACUGGCGUGUUCGGAGGUGGACGCCCGAGGGCACAUUUUGCAUCGCCAGCAGCCGGGAACGAAUUGCCAUUCUGCCCGGCUAUGGUUUAGUGCCUAUUGAAGAUCAGAAUGCACCUCCUGUGCAAGUUGCUGUGGGCGAAGGCCAACAGGAGGCAGUGGAGCUCAUCGCGGCCAGGGUUGGCCCCGGCGGCAAGGGGCACCUUUUCCUGAAGAGCCAAGCCUUGAAAGCAAACCGACCAAACGGCUGCGUCAUCAUGGACGUUGAGCUGGCUGAGGGUGCCAUGAACACCUCGAGCCUGUUGCAAGAAGGUCGCGCACUCACCCUGUCCGUUGUUGGUCCCUUCCUGGCUGGCGCUGCUGGAGUCGGUUUGCUGUGGCAGUUCGUGUGUCUGGGCAAGCACUUGCACCGGACGCUGCGGCUCGUGCCUCGGGAGGGCCAGGGCUCCUCACUGACGACUACACAGCGCAGCUCCGAGCUCGGGAAGGCGUCCGAGUCCAUGGGCUAUCGAGCCUACGAAACUCAGACGGCUGUCAACGAGUACUUACACUUCCACUAUGGGCCACAGUCGGUGCAACUGCAGAUGGCGGUCCAGGGUGCAUCACAGGUCACUUGGGGCUUUGAGCGUGUCCUGGACGUUUGCUUCAACCAUGCCGUCGGAUGGGAGCAUGCCUUGGAUGUAGGAUGUGCCGUCGGAGGAAACACCUUUGCCCUGAGCUCUCGCUUUCAGCACGUGGUCGGCGUGGACACCUCCCACGCCUUCAUCCAGGCUGCUUGCUCCCUGCAGAGAACCAAAUCUCUUCCCUACCUGCUGCCGGGCCGUGGGGUGCAGGAGAGCUGGGCAUCCAUCCCACGCAACUCGCAGCCCUCUCGCUGCAGCUUUGCGUGCGUGGACGUCAUGGACUUCAUGCACUCAGGCUCGCGCUUCGACUUGAUUUUGGCCUGCAACGUGUUGUGUCGCCUGCGGACACCGCGUUCUUGGCUCAGUUCGCUUCGAGAAGCUUUGUCCUCGGAUGGUGUGGUGGUCUUGGCCACGCCCUAUGCAUGGCUCGAAGCCUGGACGCCCGCAGAAGUGCCUCGGAUGGAAGAGAAACGAACUUGA